AUGGAUUAUAAAUAUCUUCUUGUUUUAAAUGCAUUGUGUCAAUGCCUGGCAGAAAAUCCUCGUGAAGCUCUGGAAUCGCCUCUAAUAGCAGAUCUGUUUAAGCACUAUGAUGUAAAAGUUAGGCCUAUAUAUAACUAUUCGGAGUCAGUUUUUGUCACUGUAGGACUUGAACUUAGACAAAUUCAAAAUUUAGAUGAAAUUCGACAGUCACUUAAAACAACAGUUAACCUACAAUUGUUUUGGAAGGACGAGUUUCUGACUUGGAACGAAUCAAAUUAUCAUGGGGUAUCUAAGAUCAUUUUUCCGUACAACAAAAACAUUUGGAUUCCAGACUUGAUGAUAAUCAAUGAACUAAAUACACCUGGUAUGAUUGGAUUAAAAGAUGCCUUUAUAAGGGUAUACAGUAAUGGGCAAGUUUUUGUGUGGACUCAAAUCAACAUAGAAACUUAUUGUGAAAUUUAUACAAAGCAAUAUCCAUAUGAUAAACAAACGUGUGAUAUUGCCUUUAGUAAAUUUAUGAGUUCAGACGAUAUUGUAAAGCUUCAACCCAGGAUAAAUGGAAUUGAUUUAAGUUUCUAUGCUGAAAUAGCAGAGUGGAAUCUCAAAGAUAACUAUGUUACACCAAGAUUAAUUCAGAUCAAUGAAUCAAUAGACUCCUUAAAUAUUUUGUCUAAUUAUACACGUGUAACGUUCUCCAUUACAUUACAACGUUCCUGCAAACUAUGCAUUCUGACCAUAAUUCUUCCAGUGAUGGUCCUUGCUUCCCUGGACUUGCUUUCAUUUUUUGUACCAUCUGAAAGCGGUGAGAAGACAAGUUUUCCUUUGUCACUGUUUCUUACAUUAGCUGUUUUUCUUACGAUAAUUACACAGUCAUUGCCGGAAUCCGUUGAUGGAGUUUCUUAUCUUGGAUCAUAUGUCGCGUUUCAACUUGCUGCUAGCGGAACAACGCUUAUGUCGGCAGUGAUUUCUUUGCAGCUUUAUCACGGUGUACACAGUUCCACACGCGUGUCGAAACUACUUUCAUUUGCUAAUUUUCUUGACCAAUUUGGAAACCGGACGGCUCUCCGAAAGAAACAUGAUUCGAAAAGUAAAGUAUACGACCUUCACGAUAUUAAACAUGAGAACGAAAUUUCAAAAGGGGUAAAGGUAGAAGCUGAAACCAAAUUUAAAAACGCUUCAGUACAGUUUGACCGUAUAAUGUUCAUU
Molecule: messenger RNA, 1206 nt
Organism: Ruditapes philippinarum (Manila clam)
Lineage: Eukaryota; Metazoa; Mollusca; Bivalvia; Venerida; Veneridae
Product: acetylcholine receptor subunit alpha-1-B-like
Exons: 1
Biological process (GO): chemical synaptic transmission; signal transduction; monoatomic ion transmembrane transport
Cellular component (GO): synapse; neuron projection; membrane
Molecular function (GO): neurotransmitter receptor activity; transmembrane signaling receptor activity; extracellular ligand-gated monoatomic ion channel activity
Source: RefSeq, a predicted model, not a curated record